Molecule: messenger RNA, 513 nt
Organism: Portunus trituberculatus (swimming crab)
Lineage: Eukaryota; Metazoa; Arthropoda; Malacostraca; Decapoda; Portunidae
Product: translation initiation factor IF-2-like
Exons: 3
Coding region: 1-513 (170 amino acids)
Source: RefSeq, a predicted model, not a curated record
AUGGUACAUAAAGGAUGCAACGGCCGGCCCCGCCACGGCGCUGCCCGCAGCGCCCCUGCCCCCCGCCACCGUGUGACUGCCAGCAGCAAGCCAGCGGCCCGCCGUGCUGCAGAACCCGAGCCAGCUGAGGCACGCGCUGCAGCACGGCGCACCGGCGGUACCAUAGCUAGACCAGUGGCGCCCUCCCUGCCGGCGGGGGCUCGGCCGCCCGCCAGCGGCACGGCGCCCCUGGAGCAUAGGACGCCCGGGCCCGGCGCGCGGCAACACCUUCACACCGAGAGACUCCUGCACGGCGAGAGAAGGAGCAGUGCGGGGCCGAGCAGCCGCGCCAGGCAGCCAGGGAGACAGACAGACAGGGACAAACCAGACCCAAGUCGCGCCAGGCGACGGGCUGGCCGUGGCCACGGCAGCGCGGCGGGUCGCCUACGCCACACAAACAACACCAGAACACCUCGCGGGACUCUGGCCUCCCUGCCAAGGAGGGACGACCUCCAGCUGGAGACAAACCUCUAA